Messenger RNA from Aspergillus viridinutans, 2052 nucleotides. RefSeq names its product phosphotransferase family protein. The coding region runs from base 1 to 2052 and encodes 683 amino acids. The record is from RefSeq and is a predicted model, not a curated record. The transcript has 2 exons. Lineage: Eukaryota; Fungi; Ascomycota; Eurotiomycetes; Eurotiales; Aspergillaceae.
AUGGAUUUUGAUCCCCUUGCACAGCAACAAUCAGAUCGGAUUUUCCAGGUGUGGAUACAGAAUUUGGUUAAACAUUCACCAGAGGAACUGGCAGGGAAACUAGCUUCCCGACAUUGCCCUGGCACACCAGCAACAGCGUCCCGACUUUCGAACGGCGCCUUCAACAUAUGUUAUCGAGUCACUUUCAAGGAAGGACUUCGCGUUGUGGUCCGCUUUGCUGCCCUUGGCCGGGUCAUCGCUCGCCGUGAAAAGGUCGAGGAUGAGGUCGCUGUCAUGGAAUAUGUUGCCAAGCAUACAGAAAUCCCUGUCCCAAAGGUCCUCGGGUCUGGUAAUUGUGUGGUUGGCCCCUAUAUUGUGAUGGAUUUCAUCGAUGGAAAUCCAUUGAGCGAGCACCUCCGAGAUCCAUCUCAGGAGACAGCAACGUUGAACCCGAGUAUUCCUAUGUCUGUGCUGAAGAGAGCUUAUUUCGGAAUGGCGGAAGUCCUGCUCGAGCUUUCGAAACCUGAGUUUCCGUUUAUUGGAGCCAUCAGACAGGACGAGCUCGGGAAUUGGGUUGUGCAAAAACGGCCCCUCACAUUCAACAUGAAUCGACUCGCCCAGUUUUCUAACAUCCCCUUCCAUGUGUUUGAGCGACGACGUUUCAAUAAUGCAGCAGAGUACUUUGAGGAGCUCGCCUCUCACCAUCUCCACCACUUUGAAUUUCAACGCAAUGAUGCGGUUACAGACGAGGCCGACUGCCGCAAGAAAUAUAUCGCACGCUGUCUCUUCCGUAAGUUGUCGCGGGAGAUUUCUAAAGAACACUGCAACGGUCCUUUCCGUAUCUUCUGCGAUGAUCUUUGCCCAGAUAAUGUCCUGAUUGGUCCAAACCUUGUCGUCACUGGAGUUGUCGAUUGGGAGUUUGCCUAUGCUGCCCCUGUCGAGUACACAUACGCCGCUCCUUGGUGGCUCUUAUUAGAGCGUCCGGAAGAUUGGGAGCCAGACCUGAACCAGUUCUUGGUGCGCUUUAUGCCAAGGUUCCGCACUUUCCUUGAUGCGCUUAAAGAUUGUGAAACUGGGAAAAUUAAGCGCGGUACUUUGUCAGAAUCCCAGCGACUAUCAGCCACCAUGGAGAGGUCGUUUGAGACAGGGCUGUUUUGGAUCUGUCUUGCUUCGCGGCACAGCUCUAUGUUUGAUGAAAUUUAUUGGAAUUACAUUGAUCAAACGUUUUUUGGUUCAUUCACGACACUUGAAGAUCGACUUCAUCUGUUGAGCGCAGAAGAGCGGAACCGUAUAGAUAUUGUCGUGAGGGAGAAAACGAAGCAGGGCAUUCGACCCUCCACAAACCUCAGUCGAGUCGCCAGCACAGGGCGUCGCACAGCCCGAUGUAAGCGCACCACCAUUGUCAAUCGAGUUCCCACAGAAGCACUGCGUGCCAAACUCCAUGCCCGCAUACAGAUACCCACCCGCCUCACAGGCCGCCUGGCACUUCUCCACCGUGUUGCCCGCAACAUUAUACGAGACGGCCAGCGUGCGCGCCUUGGUCGCGUCGGAAUAGCAGCCCAGACUCUGCCAGACGGGCACGACAGCGUACAGGCUGAGCGCGUUGGAGCCGCCGCAGACCUGCGAUCCGGCCGCGGGACAGGCAAUGUUACACUGCGACGCGGCGACAGCGGCGCCGUUGUUCAUGAUCGCCGUGCCGCAGAAGCAUUGCGUUCCGAACUCCAUGCCUGCAUAGGUGAAGCCGGCCUGGGCGCAGGCCGCCUGGCAGGUUUGCACCGUGUUGCCCGAGACGAGGAUGGAGGUGUUGAGGGUGCGGUGGUUUGUGUCGUCCGAGUAGCAGCCGAGGCUGCGCCAGCGGAGCGUCGUGUCGAUUCCGCAGACGCCGUAGCCGGUUUGGCAGCCUGCGCCGCAGUAGACGGGCUGGCUGCCGCAAUAACCGAAUUGGCUGCAGCAGUUGCCGAAGGCGCUGCCGGCGCAGGUUGCGCUUCCGUUGUAGGCGCCGCAGAGUCCGUUGAGGGAGACGGAUUGUCUGGGGAGGAGUGCGUUCUAUCGUAUGGUUUACUCGUUAGUUGA